Messenger RNA from Alosa alosa (allis shad), 4658 nucleotides. RefSeq names its product polymerase (DNA directed), eta (gene polh). The coding region runs from base 562 to 2226 and encodes 554 amino acids. Gene Ontology annotation, biological process: error-prone translesion synthesis; response to radiation. The transcript has 11 exons. The record is from RefSeq and is a predicted model, not a curated record. NCBI's taxonomy places the organism in Eukaryota, Metazoa, Chordata, Actinopteri, Clupeiformes, Clupeidae. Gene Ontology annotation, cellular component: nucleus; replication fork; site of double-strand break. Gene Ontology annotation, molecular function: DNA-directed DNA polymerase activity; damaged DNA binding.
AGCAUUUUGUUACCCCAUCCCAACUUUUAAAACAUGUUGCCGGUAUCAAACGUUGUUGGGCAACAACAACCGAACCUGUAAGAAAUCUAAAGGACAUCAGUGCUCAUUCAUUCAACUUUCGUCCUAUAAUCCAUGUUGAAGUUGCAAAAACUACAAUCAAAUCUGAGAUUUCUGAGACAAUCAGGUGAAAGAAACAAAUUUAGCCGUCUAGCUCCAUAGACCCCCAUUGUUUUUGCACUUGUUCGUGAUCGCUCCUAGCGGAACUGCAACAGAUUGCAGGUACAAGAGAGCAAAACCCUUCAGUGACGGUUGAAGCUUCGGACGUCAUCAGUCACGUGCUUAUGCCAAUUUGAUACAAGCUCUGCUACACUGUGUCGAAACAGUUUGCUUGGCGGGAGUGAUAGACUACCAGCUUCGGUGCCUCAGUGAACGUCCCAUCACUAGUUUCAGGUUUCACGCUGCUGGCAAUAUUGGAACUUUCGUUACUGUCGCUAGUUUCACGCUGCUGGAGAAAGGGAGCAGAGAGCUUGAGGAGUCAUUUUUCACCUGGAUCCGUGUCGAAUGGAGCAGUCAAUGGAUUAUGGGAAAGAAAGAGUUGUUGCUCUGGUGGAUAUGGACUGCUUUUAUGUACAGGUAGAGCAACGGAUCAACCCGGAAUUAAAGAAUAAGCCAUGUGUUGUGGCUCAGUACAAGACAUGGAAGGGAGGCGGCAUCAUUGCAGUGAGUUAUGAAGCAAGAGCACAUGGGGUCACCAGAAACAUGUGGGCAGAUGAUGCCAAGAAAUUAUGUCCAGACCUCCAGGUGGCAAGAGUCAGGGAGUCUCAUGGCAAGGCAGAUCUUACACACUACAGGGACGCAAGUGUGGAGGUCAUUGAAGUGAUGUCACGUUUUGCUGUGAUUGAGAGGGCUAGUAUUGACGAAGCCUACAUGGACCUUUCUGCAAGUGUAAAGCAAAGACUUAGGAGCAUAGAAGAUGUACAGAUUGAGCCACACCUCCUGACGUCCACCUUUGUUCAGGGGUACCCACAGGCUACCACCAGCCAGGAUAAGACUGAAGAUGCUAUGUUGGAUAAUGAUGCAGUCAGAUUAAAGGGCCUGGGCCAGUGGCUGGCCUCUUUGCCCCCAACAACGCAAAUGGAUAGUGCAGACCUGCAGCUGGCUGUGGGUGCCAUCAUUGUAGAAGAGAUGCGGGCUGCUGUUGAGCAGUGCACUGGCUUUCAGUGCUCAGCGGGAAUAUCCCACAACAAGGUCCUGGCUAAGCUUGCUUGUGGCCUGAACAAACCCAACCGCCAAACAGUACUUCCCCUCAGCUCAGUUACCCAACUCUUCAGUAGUCUACCCAUUAGCAAAAUUCGUAAUCUUGGAGGUAAACUGGGGGCCUCCAUCACAGAGACUAUGGAAGUAGAGAACAUUGGAGAGCUGGCAAAGUUCACUCAGGGCCAACUGGCUCAGCACUUUGGCGUAAAGACUGGUCAGUGGCUGUAUGACUUGUGUAGAGGAAUAGAGUUUGAGCCAGUGAAGCCUAGACAGCUGCCAAAAUCCAUCGGCUGUAGCAAAAAUUUUCCAGGAAAGACCUCUCUGGCCACCAAAGACCAGGUCCAGCACUGGCUUGAGCAGCUAGCUUUGGAAUUGGAGGAAAGACUGAUCAAAGAUAGGGACAUGAAUGGACGUGUGGCUAAGCUUCUGACUGUGGGAGUGAGGCUUGCUGGAGAAACAAAGCCUAGCAGUUACUCUCGUUGCUGUGCUUUGGCACGAUAUGAAGCCAGCAAGAUCUCCACUGAUAGUUAUGCAAUUAUUAAGAGCCUGAAUUGUGCUGGAAACCACCAGCAAGCCUGGUCCCCUCCCCUCACCCUUCUACACCUCUCUGCCAGUAAAUUCAGCGAUGCUCCCACAGCUUCAUGUAGGGGAAUCACCAGGUUUCUGAGAAAUGAUGUUAUUUCCACCCAGAUACCUCUUUCAUCCCACAGUCCAUCUGCUAGCUUGGCAAUCAACAAUCAACAACUACCAACACCUAAGAGACCAGGAAUGAUCGAGUCCUUCUUUCAGAAUGUUGUCAAGAGAAGGCAAGAUCAUGUUGAACUUUCAGAGGGUGCUGAAAAUGAACUUGAAGACAGUUUACCUGAAAACAGUGCCUCCACCUCAUCCAGCAUGCAAGUAACAUCCUCAUUCUUUCAAAAAAAAAAGUGCAGAGAAAAAACACUUCCAGUCUUCCACCACCACAGCUGAUGGUUCAGGUGUUGCGUCUUACCAGAUGGUGGAGGAUUCCUGUCAGAGUAAUAAACAUGCUGUUUUUCACCCUGAUAAAAAUACAUAUACACCUACCAGUGAUGGCCUGUGUGGCAUGACCGAAGAUUCAUCUGUUCCGGAGUCUACUUUGAGCCUCUCCUCAGAUGACCAUAUGCCAUGUGAUCGGUGUGGACAGGAAGUGCUAGCCUGGGAGAUGCCAGAGCACACAGACUACCAUUUUGCACAAGAUUUACAGAAUUCUUUUUCCUCCCCAUUACCUUCUCUCUCUUCAUCCAAUCAGAUCCCAGCUAACCUGUCCAAAACAAAUAUUUAUCCAAGGUCUAAGACAUCACCUCUCGCCACUGGUAGUAGAAAACCUAGCAGUGGUUCCGGAAGACAAGCCAAAAAGCCAAAGCUAGCGGGCACCGUUACCCUCGAUUCCUUCUUCAAAAGGAGUUAACUUUGAAAAGUUUUGAUAUAGACCUUACAUUUAUUAAAUUUUCUAUUGAUGAGUAAAUUAAAGCCAGAAAUACAAGAUUCAACUCAAGAGAAGCCAACUGUCUCAAUGCACACAUUUCUCGUAUUUUAUUUUUAUUUACAUAAAAGAUCCUGUGACUGCAAACUGUGAGCAAAAUCACCAUACUUGUAUGCUAGUUCAGAUGAGAGGGUGUUAAUCUGUACUUUCAGAAAAUUGGUAAAUAUAAUAAUGGCUUUACUGGUUGGUGGUAUGUUUCCUGAGAAAUGAUACCCGCUUCCAUGGCACCACAGCCUCCCAGUCUGAAGACAUUCCAGUUAACAAGCAACAAGUGGUGGUGUUUUUGUGUUGACAACGUUCUGUUGUAGAUUUAUUAAUAGUGAAAGCAUAAAAUUAGGAAAAUUAAAGUUUAUUUACUACAUUUCUCAUUAUUGUUGUACAGUAGCGUACACUUUUGAUGUAGCCAUUACAUUCAGAGUAUUCUGAAAAUCAAUACCAAUUGAAUGAAUGAAAUGCCAAUUCUUCCAUUGUGCUGCUUUAAGCAGUGGCAUUUGGUGUUAAAGUGGUACCCAGUUAAUCUAAAACUGACUGAAAGGGUCAUCUUCCCUGUGCAUAGUGCUAAACCAGAUGGUCCGGGCACGCAAUGGCAAUUCAGAUGCCAUUCCUACUGCCAACUGCUGUGCAACUGCGCUAAAUGUUACCUUAGUCAUAUGUUACAAUGCUGCUAUGCUCUGAACGUGUCAGAUUGCUAAUUUGUAGCUCUGUUCCAAUGUGACUUCAUUUAAACUUCUCAAGGAGUUUGGCAAAUUGAUAUACAAACGUAAUGCGACCAAAAAACUGGAACUACGUCAUAGGUGUGCAAUUAUCAGGGAAAUAAUUGAUGUUCUAAACACUGCAUCGUUAAACUAGACGUUUUAAACACGCAGUUGCCCCUGGGUCCAUGAUGGGAAAUUUAAAAUGACAGUUCCCCUGUUACUCCUAUCCCUGCUCAUUUUUGUUGUGUGUAGGCCUACUGUGUUUGUCAUGGCCUAAUUUGCCAACAUCAAACAUGUUUUGUAUUCAAAUAUAAAUUCUUCAAAAUGGAAACAUUGACUCACUGUAAAAGCAGUUCACUCACCCAUCCAAUUAGUCAUCCACACAGGUUACUCCCUAACUGACACACCUCACAUGUGUAGCCUACCUCACCUCUCACUCAAUUGCAGUUGCUUUAUUAGCAUGACAGUUGGUGGAACAGUAUUGCCCGUUAGCAAACUCAUUAAAUUCAGAGUGAUCACUCUUCACUAUUACUUUUCUAGUGUAAGAGAACAAAGUCUACUUUGUUUGUCUUUGGGCUUGUGAUUGAUUAUAAGUGUUUUAAAACUUUUCAAUAUGUAAAGUAUGAUAUAUUGAUAAGAAUGAUGUAUUGAAAGCAUGAUUGAUGGCAUAUUAAGAUGUAGGCAUGGGCAAUAGUGUUGUGUGGGUCAACCCGUUACCCGCGGGUCGGGCGGGGGCGGGUAAGCUGGAUCAAAAAAUAUCGCGGGUGCAGGCGCAGCAGGUCAAAAACUGACAAAGCACUUCUCACAGUUCUCACUUAGUUAUUAAUAAUGUAGGCUACAGAACAUUAAGUGCAACAAACCUCCUCCUGCAUAAAACAGGUUAAGAUAGAAGGUCUUGUAGACUAAUCAUAUCUUCUCUUCCCCUCUCCCUCUCCCUCUCACACAGGUGUGUGACAGAGGGCAGAGGGUGCGCUGCAACCCUCUGCAUUUAGUUAUAGCCUACGUCUGCAUUAAGUAGCCGUUCAUAAAAUCAGUUCAUAAAAAUGUAAAGUUUAGGCAACAGAACACAUCUGUGUCAAUGUGUGGAUGCGCGCGCGCGUCCAUCCAGAGAGAGAGAGAGUGAGAGUGUUCAUGUUAGGCUACAUGAUGUAGCCUAUUACUUGUGUUUUACCUUUGAAUACAUCAAUAAAGAAUGAAGGAUC